CAUCGCUCCCCGCUCGCUCGGCUGCUGCAGUCGCUCCCUCUCCUCUCUCUCACUCGCGCUCUCUCUCGCUCUCCCUCAAGUUUCCCAUCUCCUCAGAUCUGGGCAAAGGGAGGAAAACACCCGAUGCUGCCUGCUGUUUCAGAGCGGCGAUGAAGAUGAAAUUAAACACUUACAACAUGCAGUUGAUUCUUCUUGUUUUCUUGGUGUGGGACCCAGCCAGGUUGGUGCUGGCUAACAUCCAAGAAGAUGAGGCUAAAAAUAACAUUACCAUCUUUACAAGAAUUCUAGACAGACUUCUGGAUGGGUACGAUAAUCGACUUAGACCAGGACUGGGAGACAGUAUUACUGAAGUCUUCACUAACAUCUACGUGACCAGUUUUGGCCCUGUCUCAGAUACAGAUAUGGAAUAUACAAUUGAUGUUUUCUUUCGACAAAAAUGGAAAGAUGAACGGUUAAAAUUUAAAGGUCCAAUGAACAUUCUUCGACUUAACAAUUUAAUGGCUAGCAAAAUCUGGACUCCUGAUACCUUCUUUCAUAACGGGAAAAAAUCAGUAGCUCAUAAUAUGACAAUGCCGAAUAAGCUUCUUCGAAUCCAGGAUGAUGGGACUCUGUUGUACACAAUGAGGCUUACGGUUCAAGCUGAAUGUCCAAUGCACUUGGAGGAUUUUCCUAUGGAUGCUCAUUCAUGUCCUCUGAAAUUUGGCAGCUACGCGUAUACAACCUCAGAGGUCACUUAUAUCUGGACUUACAAUGCAUCUGAUUCAGUACAAGUUGCUCCUGAUGGCUCCAGAUUAAAUCAGUAUGAUCUGCUGGGCCAGUCAAUUGGGAAAGAGACAAUUAAAUCCAGUACAGGUGAAUAUACCGUAAUGACAGCUCAUUUCCACUUGAAAAGAAAAAUUGGGUAUUUUGUGAUUCAGACAUAUCUGCCUUGCAUCAUGACUGUCAUUCUCUCCCAAGUGUCAUUCUGGCUUAACAGAGAAUCUGUGCCUGCUAGAACUGUGUUCGGAGUAACAACCGUUCUAACAAUGACAACUCUAAGCAUCAGUGCUCGGAACUCCCUCCCCAAAGUGGCUUAUGCAACCGCAAUGGAUUGGUUUAUUGCCGUUUGUUACGCAUUUGUGUUCUCUGCCCUAAUUGAAUUUGCAACUGUUAACUACUUCACCAAAAGAGGAUGGGCUUGGGAUGGGAAGAGUGUAGUCAAUGACAAGAAAAAAGAAAAAGCCUCUGUCAUGAUACAGAACAAUGCUUAUGCGGUGGCUGUUGCCAAUUAUGCCCCGAAUCUUUCAAAAGACCCAGUUCUCUCCACCAUCUCCAAGAGUGCAACCACCCCAGAACCCAACAAGAAGCCGGAAAACAAGCCAGCAGAAGCCAAGAAAACCUUCAACAGUGUUAGCAAAAUUGACAGAAUGUCUAGAAUAGUUUUCCCAGUUUUGUUUGGUACAUUUAAUUUAGUUUACUGGGCUACAUAUUUAAACAGAGAACCUGUAUUAGGGGUCAGUCCUUGAAUCUAGACAUGGGUUAUCUUUGGGAUGUAUAGGAACAUAAACUUUGUUUGUUUUGCUAUGUACAGUCUGACUAAUAACUGCUAAUUUGUGAACCAACAUGUACAGUGUGUAUAUAGCUAUAUAGCUUACCAGUAGACCUCUAAUGGAGACACGCAUUUGCUAACUUGUGGAACUACAGGCAGAAAGCACCCCAUGCCCAAAGAGCUAUUGCCUUUUUUAAAGAUUUACCCUAGGAACUCGUUUAAAGUGGAUUUCACAUGACCUAAUUUAUUUCCUACUGUUCUAAUUGUGAUGAAAAUGGGGAUCCUCUACCACACUUUCUGAACUCUUCUGAUUUAAGUCUUACAUGGGACUAUUUUGUACUGUUGCCUAACUAUAACAUAAAAUAAUGUCAUCAUUCCAAGAUGAACUCUUCUAAAUCAUAGAACGUUGUAUCUGCCACAUCAGUUCCCUUCCUGAGUGCUCAGAAUCCCUGCUAGUGUAAUUGGAAGCUUUAGCACACAUCAGAAGAAAAACUAGAGAUCUGAAAUCAGCUUUUAAUUACUCUGUAUAGCAUCUAUAGCACAUAUAACAGCAUGACAAGCUCAAAUAGUUACGAGUCACUCUUGACAGAAUGCUAAUUAUGCCUAGAAUUUAAUAACUAUCAGAAUGUCACGGCCAUUACAUUUUAGCAUCAGAGUUUAUUUGAAAGUAACAUUGAAAUCCUACAGAUUACUUUCAUCAUUGGAAACUACCUUAAAUAAAAACAUAAAAUAAAAAAGACAAAUGUGUCUUACUCUCUCCAGGUAUGUGUUGUAUUGAAAUCGAUCAGCUAAAUUUUCUUGGUGCUGGAGACUGGGAAAACCGUCCAGUUUGGCUGCUGUGGAACAACAUUCAUACUGGAUUAGAAACUUGUGCCAAAAACUCCCCCUGAUGAGAAUUCAUAGGUGUCACGGUAUCAAGAUGAGCACUUAUAUGAUUCUCUUCUUUCCUGUUUACUGCAAAUUUUGCCUUAAGGCUUCUUUUCAUCAGGACACAGAAGCCACUAAUUACAAAGGAAAGGGCAGUUAAUUGGCACAUUUUUCUGUCUUGAAGCAGUGCUUUCAGAUAAGAAUUAUGUAAAUCUGCUUUUGUAAAUCGCAACUUUAAAUUUCAUGGACUCAAAUUUACAAUAGCUUUGUAUACCAGAAGAGGUUUUGGUAAGAGUUGAACAUUUUUAAACAGAAACUUUAAAGCAUCACCAACAGAUUGUGGAUUAGUUCACAUGCACAAAUAUAAACACACACACACACACACACACUAAUUAGAAUGCACACACAAAACAUAGCUAAAUUAGAAACCACAAUUUUCAAUUUUAUAUAAUUACUAAUUAUUAAUGGGUAAAUUUCAUUUUUCUUUUAAUAUUUAAAAUAUACUCUCUAUGCCCCGGAAAUACGUUAAUAGAAGUUAACAAUUGUGUGUCAUGCCUCGAUUUAACAUUUUUGGCAAACCCAAAAUCCUUUUGACUCACAUCUACAUUAGCAGUUAUUAGUUGACUUUUACUAAUAGAUACACCUUUAUGAUGGUGUUUUUGUAGAAACAUAAGUAGUCAAAUAGUGGCAUUUCUUGCAGUUUUGUACAGUAUUUCAGUAUAGUGCAUAAAUAAGUAUGUUCAUAAAAUCAAUAAAAGAAGUAUCUUAUGGAAAUAAGCAAAAUCACAACAAAAAUUGCUCUUCCUUUGCCUCGUUUAAAUUUAUUUUUUCAUUUUCUUUGUUUUAACGUGAUUCUAUUAUGUGCUUUGCAUGACUGUAUUAAUACCAAGGUCACAAAUGCAUCUUAUUAAUAGAAUUUGCCGUGAAGACAGGCUUGACGUUAAAAGUUCCCUCACAAAAGGUAAUCCAUAAUCCAUAAUAAAAUAAAAUUGUUACAUGA
Hyaena hyaena (striped hyena) is the source of this 3395-nucleotide messenger RNA. It is a transcript of the gene GABRA2, whose product is annotated as gamma-aminobutyric acid type A receptor subunit alpha2. The record is from RefSeq and is a predicted model, not a curated record. Lineage: Eukaryota; Metazoa; Chordata; Mammalia; Carnivora; Hyaenidae. Gene Ontology annotation, cellular component: dendrite membrane; synapse; GABA-A receptor complex. The coding region runs from base 150 to 1505 and encodes 451 amino acids. Gene Ontology annotation, molecular function: transmitter-gated monoatomic ion channel activity involved in regulation of postsynaptic membrane potential; GABA-gated chloride ion channel activity; GABA-A receptor activity. The transcript has 10 exons. Gene Ontology annotation, biological process: nervous system process; synaptic transmission, GABAergic; signal transduction.